GGUUUACCACAGAUAGUUUUUUAAUUACGUCAAAAUGACUGGUCGCGGCAAAGGCGGAAAAGGUUUAGGAAAAGGAGGCGCUAAACGUCACAGAAAAGUUCUUCGUGAUAAUAUUCAGGGUAUUACAAAACCAGCUAUCAGAAGGUUAGCGAGACGAGGCGGCGUCAAAAGAAUAUCUGGAUUAAUUUAUGAAGAAACCCGUGGCGUUUUGAAAGUUUUCCUGGAAAACGUAAUCCGUGAUGCCGUGACCUAUACAGAACACGCGAAAAGAAAAACUGUGACAGCUAUGGACGUUGUCUAUGCGUUGAAGAGACAAGGAAGAACGCUGUACGGUUUUGGCGGGUGAAUAAUUUUAAGGUUAAAUGAAGAAAUAAAUGAAACGUUUGAUUUAGUUACCUUUUUAUUUAUUACUGUUGACAUGGCCCUUUUCAGGGCCGCAU
Messenger RNA from Spodoptera litura, 440 nucleotides. Its product is annotated as histone H4. Gene Ontology annotation, molecular function: structural constituent of chromatin; protein heterodimerization activity; DNA binding. Lineage: Eukaryota; Metazoa; Arthropoda; Insecta; Lepidoptera; Noctuidae. Gene Ontology annotation, cellular component: nucleosome. The record is from RefSeq and is a predicted model, not a curated record.